CGGCCACGCCACCCUCUGACCCCUCGGGCGGAGGCUGCAGCGUGGUGUGGUAAGCUUCUGGGCACACCCCCCAUACACACAGCCUUAGCCUCUGAAAUUUAUGGAUAUGGAAAUAUAAUAGCUGAGCAUGGUGGGGAGGCACAUUACAGCUGCUCAGUGGCCAACCCAACAGGUGUGCUGCAGGUCACAUGGCAGAGGAUUGGCAAAGAUGGGCCGAUACAGAACCUGGCAACCUACACCCAGCGGUUUGGACAACAAGUCAAAGAGCCUUACCGUGGGAAAGUGAACUUUACAGAAGCGUCCCUCAACUCGACCUCCAUCAGUCUGAGCAACGUUUCGUGGCAGGACGAGAGCUGCUACAUCUGCACAUUUCACGUGUAUCCCGAUGGCUCCAAACGACAGCAGACUUGUCUCAGCGUGCAAGGAAUAUCCUCGGUGGACACGGCAUAUGUUUCCAGAAAUGCAUCUGAGGGAGACGACGUGGAGGUCGAGUUCAGCUGCUCUGCCACAGGUAAACCAGCUCCGACCAUUGAAUGGGACGUUUCACCCGGUGCUGCCCACGUGUACCAAUCACAGACUGAGACAGUAACAGACAGUGACCACACGUUCACCAGCAGCCACAACAUCACUCUGCAAGUACCUGCGAGCUGGAGUGGACACGUGGACUGUCUGCUGAACAGAGGACAGAGGGGGCAGAGGCGGGAGAGGAUCCCCUUCACUGUUGGUCCUCAGCAUCCGAAGAAAAAGAAUGGCAUAAUCCCUGCUCUUUGGAUUUGCUCCAUCAUUGCUGUUGUUGUUGUUGUUGUUGUCAUCAUAAUGAGAAAAAGGUUGAUGCAUAAAGGAAGAAACCAGACUUUGAAGAAAAAGGAGCAUGAGGCAGAUUGUGUAUGUGGACAUUGUCUUUUAGACGUUUAGACGCAUCCAUGUAGCAAACCAAGAGGUGACUGCCUGUUGAAUUGUUAUUUAUGUUUCACUUCAGGGCUCAGCACUUUCAUUUUAUGUAUGUAGCAUGAGACAGAAAGCUUGUUGACGUUGUGUUGAAUGUAAAAAUAUAAGAGAAAAGACUAAUGUUUGGAAAAGAAGCCUGAGCUUGUGAAUCCUGAUUGUAUCCACUCCCACUGCAGGCAAAAGUCAGAUGUUAGAUGUUGAUGAUGAAGUGAGAGCUGAUCAAGAUGUUUCCAGAGAUAAAUUCAGGAUGUAUUUUAUCGUCACGAGUGAACAUAUGAAAAUAACAAUGUGAUCAGAUAUCUUAGGACGGAUCUUAAUACCAGGUCUGAACAGGGCCUACGUGUGUAUGAUGUGUCUGUGAGGAUGCUGGAUGUUUGCUCUUAAACUUUACUGUUAUUCAUGUGUAUGCACUAUUUGCACUUUGCUUAUGUUUUUGAUCCAUUUGAAUUUUGGAUUGAUGGUUUGGGAUCAUUAUCAUUUUUUGUCUUUUGCCUUGGGACCCAAAGUCCAUUGAGACACUCCUGAGUAAAGUGAAAGCCUUUGUGAAAAGACAAAUAUGUAGUUAACUUCAGUACACGUCACUUUCUGCAAGCCUGUGCAAUAACAAGUUGCUUCAUGCAAAUCUAACCUGACCCAUCUACUGAUAGAAAUCAAGAGAGAACUCAGAAAUGUCCUGAAUCAAUCUAUAUUUGUAUGAAUCUGUAGAGUUUAAAUGAGACAUUAUAUAUAACAAAAUAUAUAUUUGUUUUAAAUAUUUAUUUUGAUUGUUAACUGUAUUUUUCUUGUGAUCUUGCACAGAUCGUCAUUUGUGUUAUUUCUUACUCACAUACCUAGAAUGCACAUGUAUUGUAUGGUCGUGAUUGUUUAUGUGUGUGUGCAUUCAUAUGUAAAUGGUCAAUUAAAACAUUAUGCUGUA
Paralichthys olivaceus (Japanese flounder) is the source of this 1864-nucleotide messenger RNA. NCBI's taxonomy places the organism in Eukaryota, Metazoa, Chordata, Actinopteri, Pleuronectiformes, Paralichthyidae. The record is from RefSeq and is a predicted model, not a curated record.